This is a messenger RNA of Penicillium alfredii, 1104 nucleotides long. RefSeq lists its product as uncharacterized. The coding region runs from base 1 to 1104 and encodes 367 amino acids. Lineage: Eukaryota; Fungi; Ascomycota; Eurotiomycetes; Eurotiales; Aspergillaceae. The transcript has a single exon. The record is from RefSeq and is a predicted model, not a curated record.
AUGUGUCCAAUGAUCCUCAAUCGCCUUUCCGACGGUCCUACUAUGGUCCUUUCUCCUCCCCAGGAACACGCUUUCGCUCAGUUCCCUGCCCAGUCGCUGCUGAAUACCCCCGGGAGCUUCCAUGGCUACCCAGCAAGCCCCAGCUCCGUCCUUGCCAACGCCGGUUCGACACAGCCUGCCCCAUCAACUUUCGAUUCGUCCGUCCCUGCCGCGCCCAAGCCCUCCCGGAAGAGGUCGCGUGACGAAGCCGCCUUCGAAGAGGCCCUCGCCCCCGGCGCGCCCGCGGCACCGGCAUCAGCCCCCGCCCCCAAGGAAGAACCCAUUUAUGGAGAGGGAAUGGUACUUUUGAAUCCACGCACGGGACUCGCCAUCUCUGCCGAGAGCCAGACCGGUACAUGGUACGAAGAAAAGACCGAAUCGCAACCGGCGGCUCCCGUCUCGUCGCGAUCAAAUGCGCUACUCUCCGAUGCCGCCGAUCUCAGCCGCAAGUCCCAGCGGUUGGACCAGUCUGCCCCGGGCCUGGAUGACAUUGCACUCUCCUCGAUGCACCAACGCCUCAAUGGGUCCAACUCCGACGCCCAUACCGGACCCUCGCCACCCGCCGAACCCCUCAUCGACGACGCGACCCGCCUCCUUGGUAUUAGCUGGCAGCGCAUUCCCACCGACGACGACAUGGCCCCCGCGGUUCGUGGCUGGACCAAGUACAUCAACAACCAGUACGCGACCCACCUGCGCGACUCGCAGAUCUUCAUGAAGAGCCGCGCGUUGAACGCGUAUCUGGUGGCCGCUACGCCGGUGUCGGCGCCUCUGCCCGCCUUCUAUUUAUUCAGCGAGGACCUUACCCAAGCCCAGCUCGUGGCCUCUUCCUGGGAGAUUUGCCUGCAGAACCUGCGCUGCAACCCCGUUGUCCUCGAGGGUGCCCCCUUGCUCGCCGCCGAUCGAUCCGACACGCCACCCGCCUCCAACCCGUUCACCCCCUCUGCCGACCAGGGCGUGCCGCUCCUCCAACAAGCCCUGCCGGAUCAAUCGCAAAUUCCCACCGGCAUUGAUGCUGGCAUGGGACUGAGCGAAGGCGUAGGAAUGGGAAUGGAAAUUGACUCGUAA